Molecule: messenger RNA, 3872 nt
Organism: Suncus etruscus (white-toothed pygmy shrew)
Lineage: Eukaryota; Metazoa; Chordata; Mammalia; Eulipotyphla; Soricidae
Gene: DGKZ
Product: diacylglycerol kinase zeta
Exons: 31
Coding region: 474-3740 (1088 amino acids)
Biological process (GO): regulation of synaptic transmission, glutamatergic; intracellular signal transduction; diacylglycerol metabolic process
Cellular component (GO): nucleus
Molecular function (GO): ATP-dependent diacylglycerol kinase activity; protein binding
Source: RefSeq, a predicted model, not a curated record
UCAAACCCGGGUUGGCUGUGUGCAAGGCAAACACCCUCCCCACUGUAGUAUCACUCUGCCCUGAGACAUGCUUGUGGCUUUCUCUCUACCAUGACCUGCGGCCCCCUGCCCCUUGGGAGUGACCAAAAGCUUAUCCAGUGGGAGGCGCCUUGCAUUCAGCCCCAGAGGAUGGCUGAGCCAGACGGGAGUCCCAGGCUUCCCACGCUUUCUUUUCUUUUCCAUUGUGGCCCGGCUCUGUGUUUCCUGGUUCCUGGGCAGGGGUGGGCCAGGCCAUGGGGAUCACAGGCAUGGGAUGUGGCCACACUCCCCUCACGGGGCAGCCGAGGGGCUGGCAGUGCAGAUGCGGUUCCCCUAUGCAGGGCUCAGAGGUCGCCCCCUUCCUCCCCAGGGUCACAUUUGUGCCCUUUGCCCAAGACUGGCCCCAGCGCCUGACGGUCCGGGUCUCUGCCUAACAGCCGCCGCCGUGCCCUGCCAUGGAGACCUUCUUUAGGAGACAUUUCCAGCAGAAAGCACGGGGCCCUGGGGAAGGCCAGCGGCGGCCCAGUGGCGUGGGGCUGCCCACUGGCAAGGCCCGGCGCCGAUCCCCAGCCGGCCAGGCCUCCUCGACCCUGAUGCAGCGGCGCCGCUCCAGUGCCCAGUUACAGGGCUGCUUCCUGGGCUGCGGGCUAGUGCCCCAGGACAGCCGCCGGCGCUCCAGCACUGCACCCCCUGCCCGCAACCCCCGAUUUGCCGUGGAGGUGCCCACCACACUGCCUCUGCCCAGAGGGGCCGGGCUCGGGGACAUGGAGGAGAAGGAAGAGGACAGGACCCCGGGGGCCCUGCAGAGCGCCCAGCCACUACUGCCCGUGCCCCGAUGGCAGCGCCGCCGCCGCGUCUCCCACCUGCUCCCUGCCGACUCUGUGUCGGACCCUACCCAAUGGGGCCUGCACGGCUACUAUCGGCGCCUUAGCCAGCAGCGGUCCUCUGGCCAGUACCUCGGCCUCCCAGGCCGAAGAGCCUCGGGCACCACCGCGGGCACCCUGAUACCCGCCCGGAUGCGCCCUCUCUCACGCAGGCGCCAGGUGGCCCUGCGGCGCAAGUCCCCUGGACCCCAGGCCUGGAGCUCCCGGCUUAUGAAAGCCAUCGCCAAGUCGGGCCUCCAGCACCUGGCACUUCCUCCCCCUGCAACCGGCGCCCCGUGCCCUGAGCCAGCCCGGCAGAUCCGGAGCACCGUGGACUGGAGUGAAUCAGCCACGAAUGGGGAACACAUCUGGUUUGAGACCAACGUGUCGGGGGAAUUCUGCUAUGUCGGGGAGCAGUAUUGUGUAGCCAAGACACUGAAAUCAGUGUCCCGGAGGAAGUGUGCAGCCUGCAAGAUCGUGGUGCACACGCCCUGCAUUGAGCAGCUAGAGAAGAUCAAUUUCCGUUGUAAGCCAUCCUUCCGGGAGUCGGGCUCCAGGAAUGUCCGUGAGCCAACCUUUGUGCGGCACCACUGGGUCCACCGGCGGCGCCAAGAUGGCAAGUGUCGGCACUGUGGGAAGGGCUUCCAGCAGAAGUUCACCUUCCACAGCAAAGAGAUUGUGGCCAUCAGCUGCUCCUGGUGCAAGCAGGCCUACCACAGCAAAGUGUCCUGCUUCAUGCUGCAGCACAUUGAGGAGCCCUGUUCCCUGGGUGCACAUGCCGCGCUGGUGGUCCCCCCUACUUGGGUGCUCCGAGCCCGCCGGCCCCAGAACACACUCAAGGCCAGCAAGAAGAAGAAGCGGGCAUCCUUCAAGAGGAAGUCGAGCAAGAAGGGGCCGGAGGAGGGUCGCUGGAGACCCUUCAUCAUCCGGCCCACCCCAUCCCCCCUCAUGAAGCCCCUGCUGGUGUUUGUGAACCCCAAGAGUGGGGGCAACCAGGGCGCUAAGAUCAUCCAGUCCUUCCUCUGGUAUCUCAACCCCAGACAAGUCUUUGACCUUAGCCAAGGAGGCCCCAAGGAGGCGUUGGAGAUGUACCGCAAAGUGCAUAACCUGCGGAUCCUGGCGUGUGGGGGCGACGGCACGGUGGGCUGGAUCCUCUCCACACUGGACCAGCUACGCCUGAAGCCACCACCCCCUGUCGCAAUCCUGCCCCUGGGCACUGGCAACGACUUGGCCCGAACCCUCAACUGGGGAGGGGGCUACACAGAUGAGCCAGUAUCCAAGAUCCUGUCCCAUGUGGAGGAGGGGAACGUGGUGCGGCUAGACCGCUGGGACCUGCAGGCGGAGCCCAACCCCGAGGCCGGGCCAGAGGAGCGAGACGAGGGUGCCACCGACCGGCUGCCCCUGGACGUGUUCAACAACUACUUCAGCCUGGGCUUCGAUGCCCACGUCACCCUGGAGUUCCACGAGUCUCGAGAGGCCAACCCGGAGAAAUUCAACAGCCGCUUCCGCAACAAGAUGUUCUAUGCUGGCACCGCCUUCUCUGACUUCCUCAUGGGCAGCUCUAAGGACCUGGCCAAGCACAUCCGAGUGGUGUGUGAUGGGGUGGACCUAACCCCCAAGAUCCAGGACCUGAAGCCCCAGUGCAUCGUUUUCCUGAACAUCCCCAGGUACUGUGCAGGUACCAUGCCUUGGGGCCACCCUGGUGAACACCAGGACUUUGAACCCCAGCGGCACGACGACGGCUACCUCGAGGUCAUCGGCUUCACUAUGACGUCCCUGGCAGCACUGCAGGUGGGCGGACACGGGGAGAGGCUGACGCAGUGCCGGGAGGUGCUGCUCACCACAGGCAAGGCCAUCCCGGUGCAGGUGGACGGCGAGCCCUGCCGCCUGGCGGCCUCCCGCAUCCGCAUUGCCCUGCGGAACCAGGCCACCAUGGUGCAGAAGGCCAAGCGGCGCAGCACGGCACCCCUGCGCAGCGACCAGCAGCCGGUGCCGGAGCAGCUGCGGAUCCAGGUGAGCCGUGUGAGCAUGCAUGACUAUGAAGCACUGCACUAUGACAAGGAGCAGCUCAAGGAGGCCUCUGUGCCCCUGGGCACCGUGGUGGUCCCUGGAGACAGCGACCUGGAGCUCUGCCGCACCCACAUUGAGAGGCUCCAGCAGGAGCCCGAAGGAGCUGGAGCCAAGUCUCCCAUGUGCCAGAAGCUGUCCCCCAAGUGGUGCUUCCUGGAUGCCACCACCGCCAGCCGCUUCUACAGGAUCGAUCGGGCACAGGAACACCUGAACUAUGUGACAGAAAUUGCACAGGACGAGAUUUACAUCCUGGACCCUGAGCUGUUGGGCGCAUCCGCACAGACUGAUCUCCCCACCCCCACCUCCCCCCUCCCCACCUCCCCCUGCUCCCCAACACCCCGGUCAGGACCAGGUGGUGACACGCCCCCUAGAGGUGAGGAGCUGGUGGAGGCUGCCCAGAGGAACGACUUCUGCAAGCUCCAGGAGCUGCACCGUGCCGGUGGUGACCUCCUGCAUCGCGAUGCUCACGGCCGCACCCUCCUGCACCACGCGGUCAGCAACGGCUGCAAGGAGGUGGUCCGCUACCUGCUGGAUCAUGCCCCCACAGAGAUCCUUGAUGCUGUGGAGGAAAAUGGGGAGACCUGUCUGCACCAGGCUGCGGCCCUGGGCCAGCGCACCAUCUGCCACUACAUCGUAGAAGCUGGGGCCUCCCUCAUGAAGACAGACCAGCAGGGCGACACGCCCCGGCAGCGGGCAGAGAAGGCGCAGGACACGGAGCUGGCGGCCUACCUGGAGAAGCGGCAGCACUACCAGAUGGUUCAGCGUGAGGACCAGGAGACUGCAGUGUAGCCCGGGCCCCCUGGCCCGCCCGCCCGUCCACCUCAUGGCCACAUUCCAGCCGGACUGCCUGGGAGGACCCUGCCCCAGGAAGGAGCCCCGGCCUCACCUUGAGGAGCCACUCGGAUCUUGGGCUCCAUUCUG